Molecule: messenger RNA, 1710 nt
Organism: Erigeron canadensis
Lineage: Eukaryota; Viridiplantae; Streptophyta; Magnoliopsida; Asterales; Asteraceae
Exons: 5
Coding region: 1-1710 (569 amino acids)
Source: RefSeq, a predicted model, not a curated record
AUGGCUCUGAAAACUUCCCAAUCAAAAUUCUCAUUAAAACUAAUGGUUCACAAAGGUGAAAGCAGAGUUAUUUUUGCUGAAGUCGACAGCCAUUUCGUCGACACUCUUUUCAGUAUCAUGACAUUGCCAAUGGCUACAAUUCUCAGACUCUUACAAAAACACUCUGAUGAAAGCCUUAAAGAAAUCGGAAGCAUAAACAAUUUAUACGAAAGUUUAACUAAUCUAUCAACAAAUUGCCUCUCUUCUGAAGAAAACAAAUGGCUCUUGCUUAAUCCAAGAACUUCGGCAUAUGAUCUCUGCACAAAGCUUAAAGUAAAUGUAGAUGACUCAGAGCCGUUGAAAUACUAUAUAUGUGAUAAUAUAAUUUGUAGUCGACGUUCUGGUGCACUUUUUAGUACUUGUAAUGUUGCUAGAUGCAAUAGAUGUGGAAUAUCGAGGAUGGAUUGGGAAAUCAAGGAUGAGGAUUCAGAUGAUGAGAGUGGAGGUGAUCGUCUUGAUGGUGGUGUGUUUGUUUCUGAUGUGGCAAGUUUUAUUGUCACAGAUGAUCUUCGUGUGAUGCCAAAUGCUUCUGGAUGUACUAUUCAGUUACUCCGUGAUCUUGGCAUUAAUGAUGUUAGUGAAUUGGAGAACAGAACCUUUGAUAUCGGCCGUGAUCAGAUGCUAAUUCUGUUAAAAGGGGCACUGUUAUGCAAGUAUCCGUUGACGUAUAUGGUUUUUGGCACAACCGGUAUUGCUACAGAGUUGGUUAAUACCGAAAAACUUGCUUCUGCUAAGCAAACGAGUAAAGAUACAACCACAGGUUCAAAAACAUUGAAAUUGAAAGUGACACUGCAAAAAUCGGCUUUUAAGUUCUUGUUUGCUGAGGCAGAUUCUAAUUUCGUGGAAUUCCUAUUUGGAUUCCUUGAAAUCCCUUUAGGAAGAAUGAUUGGCAAGUUAAUGGAUGGUGCUAGUCCGUUCGAGAGUUUGAAUAACCUUUAUGCCAGCAUUUCUAGCAUGAGCGUUGGAGAAUACGUGAAGUCCAGUUAUCUCAAAAGUAUGCUUCUCGAAUCUGAUUUGGUGAUGAAACAUCUUUCAGUAAACCAGAUCUUUCCGCUGUAUGUUUCAAGUGCUUCCAAGAGUUAUUGUCAUAGCUAUUUGAAGAAUGAAACUUACUGUGCAUAUAGGACUGAGCAUGUAAUGCGUAAAGUUCUUAAAGAUGAAAUGUUCACCUCUAUAAUUCUUAAAGAUCCAAGGGUCGAAGGAUGUUAUUUGAAUAAAUCUGCAAAGUUUAUGUUAACAGAUGAUCUUGUCAUCAGUCUGUCAUCAGCUAUGUCCUCGAUUGCUAUGCUAGGAAAGUUGAAGGUGCCUCUUAAUGAUGUUGAGGAACACACUGUGACAAUUGGAGUUGAAGAGGGUUUGAAACUGUUGGAGGCUUCGUUCAAAUCUAGUUCAACUUUGACCGAUGCCUUACUUGAGAAAGGUCAUGAAGCUGAAAAGAAUGUCAACAAGAUUGCUGUCAAAGCGGAUAAACAGAAAGGGAUCCUGUUGAGCUACAUGGAGAAACGAACCUUUGACUCUGAUAUACGUAGCCUAACUGGUACGGUGACACCACCGCCACUGCCACCCCCGCCAGCCGUCACCGUCACCUUUGUCGACAACACCGCUGCCGCCACCCCUCGCCACCACCCUGCACCGCUACCACCAUCGCCUUUGCAUUGCGUGGGCAAAUGA